AUGUCGAGCAAAAAAGGAAAGUGGUCGGACGAAUAUGUACAAUAUGGAUUCACAUGUAUAACGGACCGUGAUGGGAGUCAGCGUCCUAACUGCAUGAUUUGUAAUGCAAAGUUGAGCAAUUCUAGUCUAGCACCGGCAAAACUAAGAGAACACUUCCUUAAGCUGCAUGGAGAUGGAAAAUACAAGAACACAACGCUCGCUGAAUUCAAGGUGAAGAGAGACAGAUUCAAUGAAAAGGCUACUCUGCCUGUUCUCGGCUUUGUACCCAUCAACAAACCGAUCCUCACCGCAUCGUACGAAGUUGCUUACCUGGUCGCAAAGCAGGGCAAACCACACACCAUUGGUGAAACACACAUAAAACCAGCUCUGUUGAAGAUGGCGAAUAUCAUGCUGGGAAAAGAGGCUGAAGUUAAGUUAUCCCAAAUUCCUCUUUCAAAUGACACCAUCAGCGACAGAAUAGAGGACAUGAGCAAAGACAUCUUGGCUCAAGUAGUUGCAGAUCUGAUUUCAAGCCCGGCAAAAUUCAGCCUUCAACUCAACGAGACCACAGACGUUUCCAAUCUAAGCCAGCUUGCUGUAUUUGUGCGCUAUGUGAAAGACGACGUGAUAAAGGAAGAUUUUUUAUUUUGUAAGCCUCUUACAACAACAACUAAGGCAGCCGAUGUGAAGAAACUUGUGGAUGACUUCUUCAAAGACAACAAUCUUUUGUGGGAUAUGGUUUCUGCAGUUUGUUCGGACGGAGCUCCAGUCAUGCUGGGAAGAAAGUCUGGUUUUGGUGCGCUAGUGAAAGCCGAUGCACCACACAUCAUUGUUACGCAUUGUAUUCUGCACAGGCAUGCGUUGGCAACAAAAACCUUGCCUCCGAAACUGGCAGGAGUAUUAAAAAUUGUAGUGGAAUGCGUGACCUAUGUGCGAACUAGUGCUCUGAGGCAUCGCAUCUUCAGUGAGCUGUGUAAAGAAAUGGGCUCUGAAUUCGAGUGUACAUGGCUGAUAUCUUCGCAGCUCUCAAUCAUCUCAAUCAAAAGAUGCAGGGCGGUGGAGUCAACAUCAUCGAAGCGGAGGAAAACCUGA
Molecule: messenger RNA, 1071 nt
Organism: Oncorhynchus tshawytscha (Chinook salmon)
Lineage: Eukaryota; Metazoa; Chordata; Actinopteri; Salmoniformes; Salmonidae
Product: protein ZBED8-like
Exons: 2
Coding region: 1-1071 (356 amino acids)
Source: RefSeq, a predicted model, not a curated record